AUGUCUGGCAACAGCCUUGCAGAAGCCAUAUCCUUUUUGGAUAUCAACGACGACGACGAUCCAGCAAACUUCUCCGAAGAUGAGGUUGACGUCCAGGCGUACGACACUGAAGACUUGGAUGAAGACGGCCCAAUCACGACCGGAGACGAGGAUGAUGAUUUCGGAUUCUUCGACUUCAUCCCACCAGCAUUGGUUCCUGAUCCAACAGAGAUAGAACUCCCGUGGCAUAUACUUGAGAGUGGCGUCACCGUCCACCCCGGCACCGUGAUAGAGUUGCGCGACCACACUGACAGGAAGACCAAGCAUAUGACCUCCGGUGAUUUCUUGUUCGUCAAACACAUCAUUGAGGAUCUUGCCAGUGAAGAAGUGAUCUUGCGUGGAUACCGCCUGAGACGCUGCUCCUCUUUACGGCCACUCUUCGAUAACAAAUUGAAUGAUCUCUUCAUGUUAAUUGAGAUGCAUAAUCACGACAAGAGACCACGCUCCAUUCAAGGCCUGAACGAUGUGUCUCCAGAGGAUGUCGUCUGUCUACGCAGAUGCACUUUUACUAAUCUCAAUUAUGAGGCAUUCGGUUUAAGACAUUCUAACCCACAGGGUCCUCAGCGGCUCAAGACGCAAGAUGAGGUCCGUCAAUGGAUCUUUCACCAAGGCCAACUGAUUUGUCGCUGGGUUCACGUCGUCGAACUACAUAAAGAGGACAAGUCAUACGGGGGCGAGGUUCGUAGGAUGUAUAAGCGAGAGGUCACGGAAUUUAUGCAGCACGUUCAUACUCCGCGCCCAGUCGUACCAUCCAGUUCCCAGCGUUCAACACCUACCCUGUCACUAAGCUCAAGCAAGCCGUCAUCCGACGACGAAGACCGAAUCGAGUUAACGACGUCAGCCCAACACAUUCCCCAGAAGAGUAGAGUCUUUACUUUUGGAGAUGGUUAUUGUGGAGCUGGAGGAGUGUCUGAUGGCGCACGACAAGCAGGAUAUCGUGUUCUUUGGGGUCUUGAAAAUGAUCCCUGUGCAAUGGCAGCCUACCAGAAGAACUUUCCCGGCGCCAUGCACCUGAACUGGGAUGCACAAGACCUGCCCGACAAGGCGACUCGUUAUCAGCAUGGAUGCGAUCAUCUGCACAUGAGCUGUCCAUGCUGCUUCUGGUCGGAAGCACAUACCAGCGCGGGAGCAAACGAUGAAGCGAAUAUACUGACCUUGUACACGGUUGAGGCCUGGCUUCACAAACUCAAGUCUACACGCUUCUCUUUAGAACAGGCUCCAGGUCUGCUCAAGCUAUCCAAGCACCGUGGGUACUUUCGCAACUUGCUCAAUGGUAUCCUAUUGAGAGGCUACAAUGUGAGGUACAAGAUCCAGGAUCAAGCAUGGUUUGGCAUCCCUCAGCACAGGCGCAGGCUCAUUUUCGUUGGGUCCAAAAUUGGUUUCCCCCUCCCACCAUUCCCGAGCCCAACUCAUGGUCCUGACGGGAGUGGCUUGAAGCGCUUUGUCACCAUAGAAGAUGCUCUGAGACCCCUCCAUCAGCAGUGGCGACGCUUCAGACAUGAUACGUACCAUCAACCCAAAUUGGAAAGUUUUAUGGAUGGAACUCAAGUCAAUCCUCACAUUAGUCUGGCAAAAUGCGUCACCACCUCAGGCGGCGAUAAUACCCAUUACUCUGGCUCUCGAAGUUACACAGUUAGAGAGUUUUCAUUACUUCAGGGACUGAGCCUUGGUUUCCACUUUGAAGGGUCAAUCACUAGUGCAAAGAAACAAUGCGGUAACGUCUGGCCAUCUGCAACGAACAAGGUUUACUUCCUACUGUGGGCGGCGCACCACGAGGCAUUUGACCACGGCCUCAUAGAUGCCGAAGACGAGGUUCUCGAUCUCUACGACUUUCUCGAAGCCAAGGGGGUUUCACUUUCACAUCCUGCACCUACCGAGUUCGACUUAUUCGACAGCUCGUCCCCACGAUCUGAAGCCCAGCAUCCUGACUAUCGAUAUCUACAUCGCAUAGAGAAGACGGUGAAGCCUCUCUUUCCACUAUCCUUGUGGGCUCGGGCGAAAGAUCUCGCACCGAUUCCUCAGAGUCGCCCACGGGCUGAGCCUGAUAUGGGAUUCGGAUUGUCCGGCAACAAAUCCAGCAGUCGCAGCCGCUCUACUUCUACAUCUUUGCGACCCAUUAAGCGCGAGAGGACAGUGUCACAUAAGACCGAGCAGGAAGAAGUCGAUUUCUACGAAGACCUGUUUCAAGCUCAAGAUACCGGCAACUUCUACGACUUCACGUGAGCUGAUACAAGUGUGUACGAACUCAAGCGGAUCUUUACAAUAUGCUCGUCAGCGAGUGGAGUUCUCGCUUUGUUUGUAGAAGGGGGAGAGCCACAAUUUUCUCUGUUUACGAAGUAACUUUCUCGAUGACACGAAUCAUUUUCCGUCCUGACCAACCAACUGCGCAUCAGUGUAUCAGCAAUAACGCCCAUUCCAGCUCCAAAAAGCUCAAGUUGACAACGAGCAAGUUUGCUUACCCCUUUC
Messenger RNA from Dothidotthia symphoricarpi CBS 119687, 2505 nucleotides. RefSeq names its product S-adenosyl-L-methionine-dependent methyltransferase. Gene Ontology annotation, molecular function: methyltransferase activity. Gene Ontology annotation, cellular component: nucleus. NCBI's taxonomy places the organism in Eukaryota, Fungi, Ascomycota, Dothideomycetes, Pleosporales, Dothidotthiaceae. The transcript is spliced from 4 exons. Bases 1 to 2262 code for a protein of 753 amino acids. The record is from RefSeq and is a predicted model, not a curated record.